Molecule: messenger RNA, 1673 nt
Organism: Phragmites australis (common reed)
Lineage: Eukaryota; Viridiplantae; Streptophyta; Magnoliopsida; Poales; Poaceae
Exons: 2
Coding region: 151-1515 (454 amino acids)
Source: RefSeq, a predicted model, not a curated record
ACCCGAAUCCUCCAGGCGCAAGCCAUAAAAAGUAGAUGCAAACUUUCUUCUCUCUUCUCCAUUGCUGGCCAUGAAUCGCAGAGAUUGAUCGACCUCCGGGACUCUUGUGAAAGAGCGGCUCUGAGAUCAGCCCAGAAGAGCUUAUAUGCAAUGGCAACAUCAAGGAGGGAGCCUCAACCAAAUGCUAGGGUCAACUGGAGCGUCAGGAAUACGUCCCCAAUGCUCAAACCCGGUAAACCUGACCAAGGGCGGCGUGCAAGGUCUGUCCCAACCUCUCCUGAUCGCAGGUUAUCCCCAUCCCCUGCCUCGAGUUCAUCCAAUGCAUGCCGGCCCUCAUCAUCGUUCAAUGCUCGCACCACCUCAUCCCGGUCCACAUCUGGCUCAGCCUCUUCUUCUGCUGACGGGAAGACACUGCACUCUGCUUCCUCCAUAACCGGUGCAAAGCAAGCUAACACAAUGAGAAGAAAAGCAGAUAAGCCUGGCGCUACAUCUGUAUGGCCUCCAGCCCUUGCAACACCCAAUACCUCAUUGAAGGAUAUAACCAGGGCAGCAAAAUCACCAUCAACUGUGCAGAAGAGUAAGCUAUCUACAAAGCCUGGUACUGAGAAGAUGGCAACGUCUUGUCUAAAGCUGAGAACUCAGAAAGCAAUGCUGGGAGCUCUUGGAGCUGGAAAAACUCAAGCUGUGUCUUCGGCCCGUGCUCCUGGCGCCUUAUCAAAGAGAAGAAUGGGAGCUGAAAAUUCUGUCUCUAUCCAGAGGACAAGAAGUGUACCGGCAAGACAAAUAGCGGCACCAAAAAUUGAGGAGCAAGAAGUCGAGCUGUUGAUGGAAUUUGAUGAGAUGGAGAGCAUAAGCACCCCUUCCAUAGAUGAGCACUUGCAAGAACGGCUCCCUGACCCUGUCGAGCUGAAACCUAUUGAUGUCAUUACUUAUGCUACAUCUGAAGAUGCUUUAAGCGAGCCAUCCUCUAAUCAAGAGGAAUACAAGAACAAGGUCACAGAGCACAUUUCAGAAGAGAAACAUGAAGAGAAAGACAACGAAGACCUGAAAGGAGGUAACAAUGUUGAAGUUGGAAUUAAUAGCGAAGUAAAUGUCACGAAGGAAGCCGCCAGCAAAAAUGAGUUAAAGGAAGAUGUUGAUGAAACCAAGUUAAACAAGGCUGUCAGUGAAACUGAGUUAAAUGAACCUGUUGAUGAAACCGAACUAAAUGAAGCUGUCAGUGAAACUGAAUUAAAAAAAGCUGUUGACGAAACCAAGUUAAAGGAAGCUGUCAAUGAAACUGAGUUGAAGGAUGCUGUCUCUGAACCCGAAUUAAUAGUAAAAGAAGAGGCUAAGUUUGAGGAGGAGAUGAUGCUGCCAACGAAGACCCUGGAGUUGGUACAGAGGUGGAGGAAGGAUGAUGAGAGGAGCAAUGAAGUGACAGAGGAGGGCAGGAGCAAGCCUAUGCAGGAGAGAAAGAACAAGGUAAUGGCCUUGGUGGGAAAAUUUGAGACUGUCAUGUCUAACGGAGAGUGAGAAUGGAGAUGAAGCACUGACAGAGCACAAGCAACAAACCUUUUCAUAUUUUGCAAAGUACAAACUGCUCUGAUUCAUGAAAAUAUGUACUCAAUCAUGAAGAGUGGAUAGUUUGUAUGUUUCAUGCGACUGUUUAUUGAUGAGGAUUGAGUGAAAUU